CCACCCAGAAAAUUUCCUCCUCCAUGCAGAGUCGCGACCUUAUAAUCUCGCUGCCUCGCACGUAGUUUCUUGUGGUUAACUUUAAUCUCGCAGCCUCAAUCGCGUCGCGUAGGCAUUGUGUUCUUCCACGCGCGGUCGAUCGAUCGGCUGAGAUCGAGCAGGUUGCCAGACAUGGCGGCGACCGUGCGGGCGUGGGUGGUGGCGGCGGCGCUGGCCUCCGCGCUGGUGCUGCUGCCGUGGCGGCCGGUGGGGGCUGAGGAGUCGGAGUCGUCGGCGGCGGGGGCGACGGCGACGGCGUCGUUCGGGGUCGGGUCGGCGUCGUUCAGCGUCGGGGCGGGGGCGAAGCCCAAGUGCCAGCCGGGCGCCACCACGGGGCCGUGCCGCGUCGGCGCGGUGCACGACCCGGAGAACUCGGAGGAGGAGGGGCUGUUCAGCGUCAAGGCCAGGGCGCCGUCGGGCGCGCCGGACGGCGACAGCGACGACGACUACACCGACGCCGACCGCGACGACGAGCUCGUCGUCCUCGGCCACUGAUCGCCGUACGCCGACGUGGUUUUGAUGCAUGGUCGGUCGUUCGAGUCGGCUGGUGGUGCUAACUGGGCUUAAUUUUCGUGUCUGUUGUUUGAUUAAAUUCGAUGAUGAAGUGAUUGUUUGUUGCUAAUUGUAUUCCGUGGUAGUGGGCACGUAGCUACCAGCUAGUGUGAAUCAAUUAAUGAAUGUUAUGAGCUUUUGUACGAUGUGUUGUGGCCUCAUUUCAUAAACGACACUCGUCGAUUUAGGAUUAACGUGGAUUCAAGUGUGAAAAUGCUCAGAUACCUUAAUAAUGUAUUUCUUAUAUC
Oryza brachyantha (malo sina) is the source of this 839-nucleotide messenger RNA. RefSeq lists its product as uncharacterized. Lineage: Eukaryota; Viridiplantae; Streptophyta; Magnoliopsida; Poales; Poaceae. Bases 172 to 534 code for a protein of 120 amino acids. The transcript has a single exon. The record is from RefSeq and is a predicted model, not a curated record.